AUGAACAAUGCCAAGACCUUUGACUAGCAGGAAAGCUCAAUGAAAUACGAAGCACAGGAGAAAAUGAUCGUAGUGAGGCCAAUCGACAAAAACUAUCAGCAAUCUGUAGUUCAGUCAACUGCAUACAUUAAUCAAAAGGGAGGCACUCAACAUAGAUACACGAACUCACUGUUUUCUCCAAGCAACCAGCCAUAGUUUAGAACUCCGUAGCAGGCCUUGAGAGAAAACAAGAACGAGCUCAACAAAGCCAAAAUGAGGGAGAGCUAUGAUGGUCAGAUUUACAGAUUGCCUGAGAGUUCACCGAAGUAAUCUGAAUACUUGAUUAUUCGUGAUCGCACUGAAAUCAAAACACAUAUGUGUGGAUGUAUUGAGAUAAAAGAGAAUUAAGACCCUGAUUUGCUUAGUUAUGACAAAGAGCAGCCAAUGGACCCUGAGUAUUACGAGGACAGGAAUGACGAAUAAAGUUUUAGUUAUUGUGCAAUAUUUUGA
Messenger RNA from Stylonychia lemnae, 489 nucleotides. The record is from the annotation of a GenBank genome assembly. Lineage: Eukaryota; Ciliophora; Spirotrichea; Sporadotrichida; Oxytrichidae.